CUUUUGCGGACGUAAGUAAAAGUGAAAGUAAGUGCGUUGAGUGGAUAUAGUAGGUGAGUGGGUACAAGGGACCCGUGAGUACUACAACUUUCAACGAGGCUUCAUUUUCUUAAAUAACAGAGGAGCUGGUCUUCGUUAUAUAUUGAAUUUGUGGGAGACUUUGAUCGACAACUUAUUUUAAGCAAUGGCUACAAAAGCAUCAAAUUUAGUUGUUUUUCUUCUCUCUUUGCUUCUUCUGUUCUUAUUGAUAUCCUUUCAAGUUGGAGUCGCCGACGCCACACGCAACAAACGUCAAGGACAAGAACAGCGUGUGGAUUAUGAUUACCCUCGCCCUCCCACCGCCCCUAUAUAUCUGCCGCCGUCUAAAUCGCGCAAAGGAAAAGGUCCAUAAGCCAAAGUACUUUUUGACAAGUGAUGGAGAAGAAACUAUAAUUGUCAAGACUCAAGAGACUCGAGAUUAAUGUUGUAUUGUGAUUUCAUAUAAUUACGUUUUCGAUCAUAUCACUUUUUAAGAUAUUUUAACGGUAUUUGGUUAUAUAUAUAUGUUGUCGGUUCUAGUGGUUUGGCCAUGUAUUUAUCAUAGCUAAUUUUCCACUACUUUCAGUGGCUAAAUCACCAUUGCAGUUGAAAGUUAUAAAUCUGUUGCCAAUUAACCUUAAACAAUUGUGGCUAAAUCAGUUGUCAUAAUCACGAAGAAAUGUUAUGACUAUGUCGUGUUUUAGUACUGGUCAGAGAUGACUACGGAUUGAACUUAAUCA
Messenger RNA from Arabidopsis thaliana (thale cress), 758 nucleotides. RefSeq lists its product as uncharacterized. NCBI's taxonomy places the organism in Eukaryota, Viridiplantae, Streptophyta, Magnoliopsida, Brassicales, Brassicaceae. Gene Ontology annotation, cellular component: plasma membrane; apoplast. The record is from RefSeq and is marked reviewed. The transcript is spliced from 2 exons. Bases 185 to 391 code for a protein of 68 amino acids.